AUGGACAGACAAGCGCAGCAGCCACUGCAACAGACGCAACCACUGCAACCGCUACAGCCGCAGCUACAGCCGCAGCCACAACGUCCGUCACAGGGCGAGCAACAAGGCGAUCAACAGGGCGAGCAGUAUGGAGUGAGACAAGGCGUUCGAAGCCACUCGCAAUACCAAGAACUACAACGACCACUCUACGUGAGCAAUACCCUUGAUGGACAACAGCCACGACGACAAAGAGAGCAGACUACGCAGCCACAGCACUGGCACCCGCAGACGCAAACACGACCGCCGGCGACCGCGUACCGCGAGGUGACACCUUUCCCUCAGCAACCUACAAACCGAGUACCUGACAGACCCCUUGGCCUACCACAUGACCCGUACAAGACGCUACCGCCGCGAUGGUCCCGCAACGAUCGACUCGACGCCAAUAUGAUCACACAGUUCUCUAAGCUAUGGGACAAUAGCAACAAGUAUACAGGGAAUGCGUACGAUCUCCUAGACGAUACGAUCAAGAUCUUCUUCAGCAUCUGCUGGCAGGUAGAUAUCCAAGAAGAGCAGUUUCACGCAGUGUUUCCCCGUAUCCUUACCGGGCGGGCAGAGACGUUCUACAUACAGGUUGUAGAGAGAGAUGACAGCUUUGCUGAUGCGUACAUGGCAAUCAAAAACCACUUCGACCAUGACGUCCAUCACCAGCACUACUACACAGACUGGACGACUACAACCUUCGCUCGCACCCGCACAGAGAACCCCGACAAGGGACUACACGAGGUUCUGCAGAUCCUGCUUGACAAGCUGCAACUAUGCCAGCGUGCCCUUGGCAAGAACUUUGAGGGCGAGGAUGCCCUACGUACCACUGUCAUCAAUGCCUGCCGAGGAGUACCAGAGCUUGAGAUGGCACUGUUCAAACCAGCCACAAUCUGUGAAGGACUCUUCUCAGACCUACGUUCUGCAGUUGAGACACACCUUGCACGGCAACACACUGCCCAGAUGGUCACAGAGGACCAAUACUACUUAGAUCGCCGAUACAACGGCAAUGGAAGAAUCCGAGGGGGAUCUCGAGGUGGAGGAGGAUUCAGAGGCGGAUCCAGAGGAGCAUAUCGAGGAGGCGAGCAGCGCGACGACAACGGAAGAGGAUUCAAACCACGCUGGAGGAAGAAAUGCUUUGUUUGCCAGAAGGAAGGAUGCUGGUCUACCGAUCACACAGACGAAGAGCGCAAGGCUGCCCGUACACAGUUCUUCUCUACGCUAUACUUUACAGGUACACAGCCCCCUAAGGACUUCUCCGUACAUCUUGCAGAAUACGAAGGGAUUGAGCACACUAGCCAGUACAAUCAGAGAGGCUGGAGAGAGGAGGAUGACUGCGAGGAUGACGACGAUGACGGCGACACUGGCGAUCGGCAAUACUUUGAACACCAAUCUGUGUACCAAGGGAUCCUACCGGAUACAGGCGCUGCCAACGUAUCCACAGUCGGCAAGGAGCAGUACCUUGCACUCACAAGGGAAGAUCCCACAGUUAGGAUGGAUACGUCUACAGCAGGAAAGGCAUCUAUCAAAUUCGGCAAGGGCGAGGCUACAUCAUCUAUUGGCACUGCACAGGUCUCUACAGACAUUGGGACGAUCAACUUUGAGGUGCUUGACGCACCUACACCAUUCUUAUUGUGCCUUGCAGACAUGGACAGGUUAAAGGUCUACUUUAACAACACCACAGAUGAGCUAGUCCAGGGUGACGUACACAUCCCUGUAAUUCGCAAAUGGGGACAUCCUUGGUUCCAUCUAAACAAGAGAGAGAGAGCAACUGUGUUCCUAACAGAGACAGAGUUGCGACGGCUCCAUCGAAGAUUUGGACACCCAGCUGUCACGCGACUUAUUAAGCUCUUAAAGGAUGCUGGCCAUAACGACUUCGAAGAAAGAACCCUAGAAGAAGUCACUAAGUUCUGCCACCACUGCCAGCUCCACAGCUCCGCGCCGCGCCGAUUUAAAUUCACUCUCAAGGAUGAUCACCACUUCAACUAUGAGAUCCUAGUGGACGUGAUGUACUUGAGUAACAAACCUGUACUGCAUGUGGUCGAUUCCUCAACAGCGUUUCAAGGCGCGAGGUUCCUCAGCGCUAUCUCAGCUAAAGAAACAUGGCAAGCACUGCGGAUACUAUGGAUCGACACCUACCAGGGACCACCCGACAUCAUCACGCAUGAUGCAGGUACUAACUUCGCGAGCGCAGAGUUCCGCGCAGAAGCAAAGAUCAUGGGAGUCACAUGCAAGCAAGUACCUACGGAGGCGCACUGGUCUAUCGGCAAAACUGAGAGGUACCAUGCCCCUCUACGCCGGGCAUGGGACAUACUUCAUGCAGAACUCACUGACACUAUGUCCGACGACGCGAUUCUCCAGAUGGCUCUGAAGGCUGUUAACGAUACUGCUGGCCCUGAUGGACUAGUCCCGACGCUACUAGUCUUUGGAGCGUACCCACGAAUGACUGCAGAGUCACCGCCAUCACCAUCAAUGGUCAAACGCAGCGAGGCUAUUCAAAAGGCGACGAAAGCCCUGCGCAAACUCACUGCAGAGCGCCAAGUUGCAGACGCCUUGAACACCCGCAAUGGACCAGCCACUGCAGACAUGCUCGCGCUCCCACUCCAGAGCGAAGUCUUAGUAUGGAGAGAGAGUGAUGGCUGGAAUGGCCCGUACAAGAUCGCCAGUACAGAUGGCCACAACAUCACUGUCGACAUGGUUAAUGGUCCAGCGACAUUCAGAUCAACUGUCGUUAAGCCAUACUACAGACCAGACCACCUGUGGAGCGACCCUGAUACGCCACACGCGCCGAAUGAGCCGAAUGAGCCGCACGAGCCGAUAGCAGUACCUCCGGCAGCGCAACCACGCAGGAGAGGCCGCCCUCCAGGAUCAAAGAACAAGCGCAAGGGGCACGCGUACAUCACCAAGAAGGAGCAGGACGAUCUUGAGCUAGCUAUCAAGCUACGUACCGAUGGAGUGAUCACAACCGCAGGCGCCCCCUUUGAAGCGUCUGAUGACCAAGAGAUCAGCGACCUCGUAGGUCGUGGAGUCUUCAAAUUUGAGCAAUACGACGAGAGGCUACACAGCAAGAUCCGGAUCUUCAAGUCACGCCUAGUACGUGAGGUCAAGGGAAAGACAACUAAACCUUAUGAGAAAUCCCGUCUGGUCAUUCAAGGCUACCAAGACCAUGGCAAGGAGACUAUCUUGACGCAGUCGCCAACCAUCCAGCGAUGUAGCCAGCGCCUGAUCAUGUCGCUGGCGCCUGGGCUAGUACAAAGCGGCAUGAGCGUUGAGCUACGUGAUAUUACGCAGGCAUACCCACAGGCUCAGACAACACUGAAGAGGACGAUACUUGCACACCUUCCUACGGAGCUGGUACAUCGAUACCCAAGAGGCACGCUACUCCAUGUGAUCAAGCCGCUGUAUGGAAUCGCUGAGGCAGGAGUCCACUGGUGGACAACGUACCACGGGCAUCACUGCAAGGAACUGGACAUGUCAACAUCUACAUACGACCCAUGCCUGUUGAUCACGAACAGCGACGACGCAGACAUCUUCGGCAUCGUUGGCAUGCAGACAGACGACACUCUCAUGCUCGGGACACCAGCGUUCUCGUCACUUGAAGAGAAGAAGAUCCAGAAGGCAGAAUUCAGGUCAAAGCCAAAAGCAAGACUGACACUAGACGUGCAAUUAGACUUUGACGGAUGUACACUUACGAUAGACGCUAGCCAAGCCUUAAACCUCAGGCAGAAAGGGCAAGGAGGAAGGAUAAGGCUUGUCGAUGUUAAGGCACCGGACCGCGCGCAACAGUACACAGAGCAGCGCGCCCGCGGAGCGUACAUCGCAUCAACGUGCCAACCAGAGGCAUCAUUUGACCUAUCCGUCGCGGCUCAAGCUCAGCAACCAUCAGACGAGGACAUCAAGGCACUCAACAAACGCCUGAAAUGGCAGAUGGAGAAUCUCGAUCGUGGCCUGCGCUACGUCACUGUCAAUCUCAUGGAGGCUAAGUUAAUGGUCUUUGUAGAUGGCUCCUUUGCCAACAACAAGGACCUUAGCUCACAGCUAGGCUUUGUCCUUAUGCUCGUUAACGAGUCUAUUGACGCCAACACCUUCACAAUACAGGGCAACGUGAUCCACCACAGCUCUACGAAGUGCAAGCGCAUCACACGGAGCGUACUGGCCUCAGAGAUCUACGGCAUGGUCAACGGCUUUGACAUAGGCAUUGCGGUUGCAACCACGCUAAGGAUAGUUACAGAACGACUUGGACUACCUGCAAUUCCCUUAGUUAUCUGUACAGACUCGUACUCCUUGUACGAGUGCCUAGUAAAGCUUGGGACGACGAAGGAGAAGCGCCUUAUGAUCGAUAUCAUGGCGCUGCGCCAAUCAUAUGAGCGUCGCGAGAUCACGGAGAUCCGCUGGAUCAAUGGCGAAGACAAUCCUGCAGACGCCUUCACUAAGGCAUCGCCAAACCGCGCCCUUGAACGCUUCAUCGACAACAAUGAGCUGACAGCCCGAGUGGAUGGAUGGGUACAGAGGCCAACAAGCUCUGAGACUUAA
Molecule: messenger RNA, 4551 nt
Organism: Pyrenophora tritici-repentis Pt-1C-BFP
Lineage: Eukaryota; Fungi; Ascomycota; Dothideomycetes; Pleosporales; Pleosporaceae
Biological process (GO): DNA integration
Molecular function (GO): nucleic acid binding
Source: RefSeq, a predicted model, not a curated record